This is a messenger RNA of Mus musculus (house mouse), 3277 nucleotides long. It is a transcript of the gene Hsf3, whose product is annotated as heat shock transcription factor 3. Lineage: Eukaryota; Metazoa; Chordata; Mammalia; Rodentia; Muridae. Bases 545 to 1651 code for a protein of 368 amino acids. Gene Ontology annotation, molecular function: sequence-specific DNA binding; DNA-binding transcription factor activity. Gene Ontology annotation, biological process: regulation of DNA-templated transcription. The transcript is spliced from 11 exons. The record is from RefSeq and is marked validated. Gene Ontology annotation, cellular component: cytoplasm; nucleus.
GAGGAUCUCCGGAGGAAUUACAAGGAGGUGGGCUGUUUAUGUUGCUUGCUAGUUGGCUUUGCUGAGCUGGGAUGAAAAUGCAUCUUUGGUGUGGCCAGCCAAAGCCCACGGGCAGAUUCCAACUGCCUGGGUUAAGAAAUAGGAGGACAAGUUGUGUAACUCGGUGGUAGAAAUGCUGAUAAUGACAGUGACAAUAGUAAUGCCACGAAGAUCUCUUAAGAUUUAAACUGUACUCUGGAUUUUUUUUUUAAUUUUUGUAGCCCACACCGUUUCUGUCUCUUCUGCAAAGAAAAGGCAGUGAAAAGUCACUGGACUAAGUAGGACCUACGUCCUAGGUCUUCUGGUGUUGGCAAUAAUUCGCUGGCUGGAUCUAGCCUAGGGCCUUGCUUCACUGUGGUCCUUUCCAUUUGUAUGAUGAGGGUCUUAAGGCAGAUAUGAAGCCAUUCAUCUCUGUAAAAGUCACUAGUCUAUGAUUCUAUGAAGUCGCCUUUUAAAUAAUAAGAGCACCUGAGAAAGAAAUGUAAGGAAAGAAUGUGUGAAGAAUAUGCUACGCCCUGUUGAGAGGGGCUAUUUCUACUCACCAGACUCCCCAAACUCACGAAGAGUACAGGAUGGCCACAGCUUUCAGAUUGUGAAUGAAGAAACUUUUGCCAGAGAAGUACUACCAAAAUACUUCAAACAUAACAAAAUAACAAGCUUUAUUAGACAACUCAACAUGUAUGGUUUCCGAAAGGUGUUUGCACUGCAGACUGAAAAGACAAGCCAGGAGAAUAAAAUAUCUAUUGAAUUUCAGCAUCCACUUUUCAAAAGGGGAGAAGCCUGUCUUCUUGCAAACAUUAAACGAAAGGUGCCAACAAUAAAAAUUGAAGGUGCCAGCCUCUACUCUGAUGAGUUUCAGAAAAUUGUGACUGAAAUGCAAGAGUUUAAAGACAUGCAGAGGAAGAUGGAUGCCAAAUAUACACAAAUGAAACAGGACUAUUCAAACCUAUAUCAUGAAGUUACAAACCUAAGAAAGAAGUACUGUGCACAACAACAACUGCUGACACGGGUACUCCAUUUUAUCUUGGAUUUGAUGAGUGAAAACCAUACAGUACUAAAAAAGAGGAAAAGGUCAUUAUCAUUCAUAUCUGAAGAUUCAGAUUCUGAAUGGGAUCAUCAGUAUUUCCGUAUUCCAGAGGACAAGAAGGAAGCUAUGGAGAUAUUAAAAGAUGGUUACGAACUCGUUGAAGACAAAUAUAAAAGUCUCCUUGAUAGAGUCAUGCCAAUUUUGAAAGAAUCCAAAAAGUUAAUUUCAUCUGGAGACCAGCCAAGUGGAGAUGAUGGAGAACACCCUAAAGUGCCAGUUCAGGAUAAACCUAUGAAUGAAGAGUCACUGACCAUUCAGUUGGAUUUGACCAUACCAGUAUUACCAGAACAAAUAACUGAAGAAUCUGUUGAACAAGAACCUAAGGAUAUUUCUCUGGAAUUAGAUCUUUCUUCUCAGGAUUCAAUUUUAAUGAAAGAUAAAUCAGACAAUUUAUAUAACAAUAUAAUUAACAGGGAUAAAAAGGAUAUGCAUCAUACUGAAGGAAAUUUGUUAGAGCUAAAUUCAUUACUAUCUAGGAAGGCAUUGAAUUAUGACUCUGAUCAUUUCAGUGAGACAAUCAUAUGAUACAAUGUAUGGAAACACCAGAGCUUUUCCUAUUGGAUGAGAUACCAAUGUGUGAUUUUGGAGAAAAUCUUCAAGAUUAUGACAGACUUUUAGAGGAUCUGAAGAACCCACCAAAUGUCAUAUCAGCUUUAUGUGACCAUGAUUAUGUAACCUCCAAUAUUUCUACUCUACAAGAAGAUACUAUUGAAAAUAGUAUUCCUCAGUUAUGUAUGGAAGCCAAUGGGGAAUCCAGUGUGUUCCCUUUUCUCAUUCUCAACCCUGUUACUAAUAUUUUUUGAAGAGCAUAUUGAAAUCAAUCUUCUGUUACAAUUUAUUUUGAGUCUUAAUGAAUCUCAUUUAGAUAUUCAAUGGCUGCUGGCUAGUAUUAUGUAUCUUCAUUUGGAAAUUUCUGUAACUUAAAUUAAUAUGUUAAAAUUAUAGCCCCCCAACAUCUAGACAAGCUUUGGCAACUAGGAUAAAAUUCAGACCACAAGAAAACAUAGGUAAUAUAUCCAAAUUUUAAUAUAAUAAGAAGUUAGUUUUUAAUUUUUAAACUAAUGAUGUUCUAGUACUUUGUUACUAGAAUAGAGAUUAAUGUUAUUGCAUUUUUAAGUAAUUAGAAAUUUUCUGUAGCUAGAUUUUGUUUAUAGUAAAGAAACAAUUAUUGCAAAAUUUAAAAGCAAGGUUUAGAGUUAAUGAAAACGAUGUUACUCCUAGAUUUUACUGAUACAUUUAUUCUAUAGCUUCCCACUUUAUUUUCUGUCUUACACUAUUUUUACUUCCUCAAGAAAGUUAAAAUUUCAGCAGGAUAUGAUUUUUUUCUGUAUAAUGGCCAUCUCAUAUACAAUCAAAGUCAACAUACUGACUCUCAUAUAAAUCCUUCAACAAAAACUCCAAGAAUCAAACUCAAGCAAACAUUUUCCUAAAAAGCAUGCAGAAACCCAAGAACAAGUGAUUUAUUCAAAAAUAAAUUUAAAAAUUCACAGUAAACCAUUUCUCAACUAUAUUUAUCUAUCAUUUCUACUGUAAUCUCUAGCUAUAUCAGUAUUCUUUGACAGAUAUGUAGUUAUUAGAUAGAAUAUUAUCUUUCAAAAAUAGUAUGGUUUUACCUAAACUUGAAGCAGUUUUCAUACUAUUUCAACUGUUCUAACACCAACUUUCAUACAUGGCUAAACAUUGAGUACCAUAGCACAUAGAAUCUAAGAGUAUCUGUUUAGUUGAAGAAGCACUUUAGAAUAUGUUUAAGGUCUUAUGUUAGUAAGCUGAAUACUAAAACAUCAAGCAUCUAAAGGGCCCAGUCUGUAACACUUUAUUACUGCUUUAUCCUACCUGCUAAAGGGUCUACAAAUUUAGCUUGUUUUUUAGUCCUUUUAUUUUUCAAAGUUUAACAUGUUCUUCAAUAGGCUCACUAAUGAAGUCAGAUUUAACAGAAAGGGGAAAUAGGUCAUUAUUUUCAGUAUCCAUUUUUAAAAUGUGUAUUUGUUUAAAUAAAAUGGUUUGUGUAAUUUUGAGAAUUCUUAAGGAAAGUCCAGAUCUCAUUUAGUGAUGGCUGAGCUUUUGAUAUGCAGGAGUAACCUGGAAUAUUUCAAAAACUGAAAAACAUCUUGUCACUGUAAUGCUAUAUAAGUCAAUAAAGAGUUGAGCAUA